AUGGGUCGCCGCUCGAUAAACACCACCAAAAGUGGGAAAUACAUGAAUCCCACUGAUCAAGCACGUAAGGAAGCGCGUAAAAAAGAAUUAAAGAAAAACAAGAAGCAGAGACAGUUAGUACGUGCUGCUGUCUUAAAGGGCAAAGAUCCUGCUCAGAUUAUAGAAGAAAUGGAAAAGAUAGAUCAGAUGGAAUACAAUGUUAUGCAGCCACCACCUCUUAAUGAGAAGGUUUUGAAAGAUAAGAGAAAAAAGCUGAAGGAGACUCUAGACCGCGUCUUAAAAAUGUAUGCUAAGGAUGAUCAAGAGAAAUGGGCAGAGUUAAAAGAGCAAUUGAUACAAUAUGAACGCAGAAGAAUAGACUUAGUUUCUUAUUUCGAGGCUGUGAGGCAUGCACAGCAAGUACAAGUUGAUGAAAUUCCAUUGCCAUCAGCUGGCAGUGAAAUAUCUCGGAUAUAUUCAGGUUCUUUAACUUCGCAAAUACCUUUGCCGGACAUGCCGCAACCGCCGGCCCACAUGUAUCCUCCUCACCCACAUUACAUACCUCAACAUCAUCCUCUUAUGAAUAUACCAAUACCACCUAGUAUUUUAAAGAAAACAAGCGCGUACUCGGCAUCGGCUUCUAUGCCUACGCUAGCACCUAAUAAAGAACCACCGGGUGUUCCUCCUUUCCCACCUCCCGAUCUCUCGAGCGACGAUGAAGAUAUGCCUGAUAAGGGUAAGGAUUCCAUGCAGAAAUCAAGGACUAUUCGAUUCGCAGACGACAAAGAAGACAAUAAGCAAGAAUCGGACGGUAAAGAUAAGGAUGUGGAUAAGGAAAGAGAAAAGGAGCGAGAAAUGUCGAAAGUGAAACCGACCACUUUGCAACAGAAGAUGUUAGCCAUGGCGGGCCAAGACAUCGAUCAGUUCAUGCGCGAGAUGGAAGUUGUUCAUAAGAAGCGUGAGACUGAACGAGCUCAAGACUUAAACGCUCGGCUAUCGUUACUCGAAUCGGAGAACGAAUCCAAUUCGAAAUCUAAUAAUAACAAGAAUAACAAAGGGGAUGAUGACGAUCUAGAACCUCCGGGAGCAUCGGAUCAUUCCUCGAACCAUAAUCAACACGCGACGUCGCAUUCCCAUUCUCAACAUACACAGCCGCAUGCAUUGCCUCCAAUGGGGAUGCCGCCUCCUCCUUUGAUGUACAGGCCUCCACCACCUCCUCUGCAUUUAAGGAUGCCUCCGCCACCGCCACCUCGUAUCGGACUUCGAUUACCUCCCGGUCCACCACCAGGAAUGCCAAGGAUGUUGAGGCCUGGCCCACCGAGCAUGCCUAGAAUGCCUCCUCCGCAAAUGCAAAUGCCGAAUCUGUCUAAUAUGACGAACAUAGGAAAUCCUCAGAUGCAGGCACAAUCUGGGGCAGGAUCACAGCCCAAGACGCCCAACGUUCUCUCCGCUGCACCCCAGUUAAUCAAUCGAAAAGAUAAAGAUGGAAAGAGUAGUACAACUAUCGAAGCCAAGCCGCAAAUUAGAAAUCUGGCGGCUGACGUUACGAGAUUCCUGCCUACCUCUCUCCGCGUUAAGAGAGAUGAUAAGAAAAAGCCGAGUACCCUCUUGAGACUCGCGGAGAGGAUGCCGGAAACGCAACCGAUACGAACCACCCAACCUAAGACUAAGGAUGACGCGUACAUGCAAUUUAUGCAAGAAAUGGAAGAGUUACUUUAAAUUUUACUGUAAUUCAAUCUUAUUCGAAUAGCAUCAAAUUAAAUAUUGUAACAUACGAUGCGACUAACAUUAUUACCGAAUAUAUAUGUAUAUAUCCCGAUUUUUUUCAGUUAUACAUAAACUAAGAUGAGAGUAAAAAAACACGUUUCAUUAA
Molecule: messenger RNA, 1852 nt
Organism: Ceratina calcarata
Lineage: Eukaryota; Metazoa; Arthropoda; Insecta; Hymenoptera; Apidae
Product: WW domain-binding protein 11
Exons: 7
Coding region: 1-1698 (565 amino acids)
Biological process (GO): RNA processing
Cellular component (GO): spliceosomal complex
Source: RefSeq, a predicted model, not a curated record